AUGACCAACUUCAUCCUGGGAUCCUUCGACGACAACUCCUCCGACGAGGACGCCGCUGCUGGCUUGUUCCAGCAAUCUUCUCGGAAGGGCAGCCGGGCCAGCCUGGGGGCCCUGUGUCUGGAGACCGCUCAGGCCGCAGGCGAGACUGAGACCUCCACCUCCGUCAUAAGGCCCAGCAUGUCGGGGCUCCACCUGGCAAGAAGGGGCCGAGAACAGAAGAAGGUGGACCUGCACAGAGACUUCACCGUGGCUUCCCCUGCCGAGUUCGUCACGCGCUUUGGGGGGAAUCUGGUCAUCGAGAAGGUGCUCAUCGCCAACAAUGGCAUCGCCGCCGUGAAAUGCAUGCGCUCCAUCCGCAGGUGGGCCUAUGAGAUGUUCCGAAAUGAGCGGGCCAUCCGGUUCGCAGUCAUGGUAACACCAGAGGACCUCAAGGCCAACGCAGAGUAUAUCAAGAUGGCAGAUCAGUAUGUCCCCGUCCCAGGAGGGCCCAACAACAACAAUUACGCCAACGUGGAGCUGAUUGUGGAUAUCGCCAAGAGGAUCCCCGUGCAGGCGGUGUGGGCUGGUUGGGGCCAUGCUUCUGAAAACCCCAAACUUCCGGAGCUCCUGCGCAAGCACGAGAUUGCUUUCCUAGGCCCUCCCAGCGAGGCCAUGUGGGCACUAGGAGACAAGAUUGCCUCCACCAUCGUGGCCCAGACCCUGCAGAUCCCAACGCUGCCCUGGAGCGGAAGUGGUCUGACGGUGGAGUGGGAGGAACACAGUCUACCGGAGGGGCAAAGGAUCACCAUCCCAGAGUCCGUCUACAAUGCUGGUUGCGUCAAAGAUGUAGAUGAAGGCUUGGAGGCAGCAGAAAAAAUUGGUUUUCCCUUGAUGAUCAAAGCUUCUGAAGGCGGCGGAGGGAAAGGAAUCCAGAAGGCGGAGACUGCUGAGGACUUCCCCAUCCUGUUCAGACAAGUACAGAACGAGACCCCUGGCUCCCCAAUCUUCCUCAUGAAGCUGGCCCAGCAAGCCCGGCACCUAGAGGUCCAGAUCCUCGCCGACCAGUACGGGAAUGCAGUGUCCUUGUUCGGGCGCGACUGUUCCAUCCAGCGGAGGCACCAGAAGAUCAUAGAGGAGGCACCGGCCACCAUUGCCACGCCCGCCGUGUUUGAGUUCAUGGAGCAGUGUGCCCUGCUCCUGGCCAAGACGGUGGGCUACGUGAGCGCGGGGACUGUCGAGUACCUUUACAGCCAGGACGGCAGCUUCCACUUCUUGGAGCUGAAUCCCCGCCUGCAGGUGGAGCAUCCCUGCACGGAAAUGAUCGCGGAUGUCAACCUGCCUGCUGCCCAGCUGCAGAUUGCCAUGGGUGUGCCGCUGCACCGGCUGAAGGAUAUCCGGCUUCUGUACGGAGAGUCCCCGUGGGGGAUGACGCCCAUUUCUUUUGAGACCCCUAGCAACCCCCCCGUUGCCCGAGGCCAUGUCAUUGCAGCCAGAAUCACCAGUGAAAACCCAGAUGAGGGGUUUAAGCCAAGCUCCGGAACAGUCCAAGAACUGAAUUUCCGCAGCAGCAAGAAUGUAUGGGGUUAUUUCAGCGUGGCUGCUACUGGUGGCUUACACGAAUUUGCGGAUUCCCAGUUUGGGCACUGCUUCUCCUGGGGAGAGAACCGGGAAGAGGCCAUUUCGAACAUGGUGGUGGCUUUGAAGGAACUAUCCAUCCGGGGUGACUUCAGGACCACCGUGGAAUAUCUCACCAACCUUCUGGAGACUGAGAGCUUUCAGAACAACGACAUUGAUACCAGCUGGUUGGAUAACCUCAUUGCAGAGAAAGUGCAGGCUGAGAAGCCAGAUAUCAUGCUCGGGGUCGUGUGCGGAGCCUUGAACGUGGCCGACUCCAUGUUCAGAACCUGCAUGACGGAUUUCCUACACUCGCUGGAAAGGGGCCAGGUCCUCCCUGCAGAGUCUCUGCUGAACAUUGUGGACGUGGAAUUAAUUUACGGAGGCGUUAAGUACAUCCUCAAGGUGGCCCGGCAGUCUCCGACCAUGUUCGUCCUCGUCAUGAACGGCUCUCACAUCGAGAUCGACGCCCACCGGCUGAACGACGGGGGGCUCCUGCUGUCCUGCAGUGGCAACAGCUACACCACCUACCUGAAGGAGGAGGUGGACAGUUACCGAAUCACCAUCGGCAACAAGACGUGCGUGUUUGAGAAAGAGAACGACCCCACAGUCCUGAGAUCCCCUUCGGCUGGGAAGCUGGUGAAGUACACCGUGGCGGACGGGGAACACGUUGAGGCUGGAGGCAGCUACGCCGAGAUAGAGGCCAUGAAGAUGAUCACGACCCUGAAUGUGCAGGACAGUGGCCGGGUGAAGUACGUCAGGCGUCCAGGGGCUAUACUGGAAGCUGGCUGCGUGGUGGCCAGGCUGGAGCUUGAUGACCCUUCUAAAGUGCGUCCGGCUCAGCCAUUCACAGGAGAACUCCCCUCACAGCCAACGCUGCCCAUCCUCGGAGAGAAGCUGCACCAGGUUUUUCACAGUGUCCUGGAAAAUCUCACCAACAUCAUGAAUGGCUACUGUCUGCCAGAGCCUAUUUUUAGCAUCAAGCUGAAGGACUGGGUGCAGAAGCUCCUGAGGACCCUCCGGCACCCGUCGCUGCCUCUGCUGGAGCUGCAGGAGAUCAUGACCAGCGUGUCGGGCCGCAUUCCCGCCCCCGUGGAGAAGGCCGUCCGCAGGGUGAUGGCCCAGUACGCCAGCAACAUCACCUCGGUGCUCUGCCAGUUCCCCAGCCAGCAGAUAGCCACCAUCCUGGACUGCCACGCGGCCACCCUGCAGCGGAAAGCUGACCGGGAGGUCUUCUUCAUGAACACCCAGAGCAUCGUGCAGCUGGUCCAAAAGUACCGCAGUGGGGCCCGCGGCUACAUGAAGGCAGUGGUGUUGGACCUCCUGCGGAAAUAUUUACUGGUUGAGCACCAUUUCCAACAAGCCCACUACGACAAGUGUGUGAUAAACCUCCGGGAGAAGCUGAAGCCAGACAUGCCUCAGGUGUUGGACUGCAUCUUCUCCCACUCACAGGUCGCCAAGAAGAACCAGCUGGUGAUCAUGUUGAUCGAUGAGCUCUGUGGCCCGGACCCUUCCUUAUCCGAUGAGCUAACCUCCAUCCUUGACGAGCUGACUCAGCUGAGCAAAAGCGAGCACUGCAAGGUGGCCCUCAGAGCCAGGCAGGUCCUGAUCGCCUCCCACCUACCCUCCUACGAGCUGAGGCACAACCAAGUGGAGUCCAUUUUCCUGUCUGCCAUCGACAUGUACGGCCACCAGUUCUGCCCGGAAAACCUCAAGAAAUUAAUACUCUCAGAAACAACCAUCUUUGAUGUGCUGCCCACUUUCUUCUACCACGCUAACAAAGUGGUUUGCAUGGCAUCCUUGGAGGUUUAUGUGCGGAGGGGCUACAUUGCCUAUGAGCUAACCAGCCUGCAGCACCGCCAGUUUCCGGAUGGCACCUGCGUAGUGGAAUUCCAGUUCAUGCUGCCCUCCUCUCACCCACACCGGUACAGAGUGGUACCGACCUGGGGAAGGGGUGUCACCAACCCGGAACUGCUGAGACACAGCACGGAGCUCUUCAUGGACAGUGGCUUUUCCCCCAAGUCCCAGCGGAUGGGGGCCAUGGUCGCCUUCCAGAGAUUCGAGGAUUUCGUCAGGAACUUUGAUGAGGUCGUCUCCUGCUUCACCAACGUGCCCAAGGACACCCCGCUCUUCAGCAAGGCCCGGGAUUCCUUAUACUCCGAGGACGACAGCAAGAGCCUCCGAGAGGAGCCGAUCCACAUCCUGAACGUGGCCCUCCAGUACGCGGACCACCAGGAGGAUGAGCAGCUGGUGCCCAUUUUCCGAACAUUUGUGCAGUCCAAGAAAAACAUCCUUAGGGAGUGUGGACUCCGAAGAAUCACAUUCCUGAUUGCCCAAGAGAAAGAAUUUCCCAAGUUUUUCACAUUCAGAGCAAGAGAUGAGUUUGCAGAAGAUCGCAUCUACCGUCACUUGGAGCCGGCCCUGGCCUUCCAGCUGGAGCUCAGCCGGUUGCGAAACUUCGACGUGACCGCCUUGCCCUGCGCCAACCACAAGAUGCACCUGUACCUGGGUGCUGCCAGAGUGAAGGAGGGCACAGAGGUCACGGACCACAGGUUCUUCAUCCGGGUCAUCAUCAGGCACUCGGACCUGAUCACCAAGGAAGCCUCCUUCGAGUACCUCCAGAACGAGGGCGAGCGACUGCUCCUGGAGGCCAUGGACGAGCUGGAGGUGGCGUUCAACAACACCAGCGUGCGCACCGACUGCAACCACAUCUUCCUCAACUUCGUGCCCACCGUCAUCAUGGACCCCUCCAAGAUCGAGGAAUCGGUGCGGUCCAUGGUGAUGCGCUACGGCAGCCGGCUGUGGAAGCUCCGCGUGCUCCAGGCUGAGGUCAAGAUCAACAUCCGCCAGACCACCACCGACAGCGCAAUCCCCAUCCGCCUCUUCAUCACCAAUGAGUCGGGCUACUACCUGGACAUCAGCCUCUACAAGGAAGUGACCGACCCCAGAUCUGGAAACAUCUUGUUUCAUUCCUUUGGCAACAAACAAGGCCCCCAGCAUGGAAUGCUGAUCAACACUCCCUACGUCACCAAGGAUCUGCUUCAGGCCAAGCGAUUCCAGGCCCAGUCCCUGGGUACCACCUAUGUGUAUGACUUCCCAGAAAUGUUCAGGCAGGCUCUUUUUAAAAUGUGGCACUCCCCGGACAAGUACCCCAAAGACAUCCUGACGUACACUGAACUUGUGCUGGAUCCACAGGGCCAGCUGGUGGAGAUGAACCGACUUCCUGGAGGAAAUGAGGUGGGCAUGGUGGCCUUCAAAAUGAGGUUCAAAACCCUCGAGUACCCAGAAGGGCGUGACAUUAUCUUCAUCAGCAAUGACAUCACCUUCCGUAUCGGAUCUUUCGGCCCCAAAGAAGACCUUCUAUACCUGCGGGCGUCCGAGCUGGCCCGGGCCGAGGGCAUCCCCAAAGUCUACCUCGCGGCCAACAGUGGGGCCCGUAUCGGCCUGGCAGAGGAGAUCAAACACAUAUUCCAGGUGGCUUGGGUGGACCCGGAAGACCCGCACAAGGGAAUUAAAUACCUGUACCUGACCCCCGAAGACUACACCAGAAUCAGCUCCCUGAACUCCGUCCAUUGUAAACAUGUGGAGGAAGACGGAGAAUCCAGGUAUGUCAUCACGGACAUCAUUGGGAAGGAGGAGGGCCUGGGCGUAGAGAACCUGAGGGGCUCGGGCAUGAUUGCUGGGGAGACCUCCCAGGAUUACAACGAGAUCGUCACCAUCAGCAUGGUGACCUGCCGGGCCCUCGGGAUCGGGGCCUACCUCGUGAGGCUGGGCCAGCGAGUGAUCCAGGUUGAGAAUUCCCACAUCAUCCUCACGGGGGCGACGGCUCUCAACAAGGUCCUGGGCAGAGAUGUUUAUACGUCCAACAACCAGCUGGGAGGUGUGCAGAUCAUGCAUUACAAUGGCAUCUCGCAUGUCACUGUGCCAGAUGACUUCGAGGGUGUUUGUACCAUCCUGGAGUGGCUGUCCUAUAUGCCAAAGGAUAAUCGCAGCCCAGUCCCAGUCAUCACACCCAAGGACCCCAUUGACAGAGAAAUUGAAUUCCAACCGUCUCGCGGGCCCUACGACCCCCGGUGGCUGCUUGCAGGAAGACCUCACCCAACUCUGAAGGGAUCCUGGCAGAGUGGAUUCUUCGACCAGGGCAGUUUCAAGGAGAUCAUGGUGCCCUGGGCCCAGACUGUGGUGACGGGGCGAGCAAGGCUCGGGGGCAUCCCUGUCGGAGUGAUCGCCACAGAGACGCGGACAGUGGAGGUGGUCGUGCCUGCUGACCCUGCCAACCUGGAUUCCGAGGCCAAGAUAAUCCAGCAGGCUGGCCAGGUGUGGUUCCCAGAUUCGGCCUAUAAGACGGCCCAGGCCAUCAAUGAUUUCAACCGGGAGAAGUUGCCCCUGAUGAUCUUUGCCAACUGGAGGGGGUUCUCCGGGGGCAUGAAAGACAUGUACGACCAGGUGCUAAAGUUCGGAGCCUACAUCGUGGACGGCCUCCGGACGUACAGACAGCCCGUCCUGAUCUACAUCCCGCCCUACGGGGAGGUCCGGGGGGGCUCCUGGGCGGUCAUGGACACCUCCAUCAACCCGCUGUGCAUAGAGAUAUACGCGGACAGAGAGAGCAGAGUGAGUGUUCUGGAGCCAGAGGGAACAGUGGAGAUUAAGUACCGGAAGAAAGAUCUGGUGAAGACCAUCAGAAGAAUCGACCCCGUUUCCAAGAAGCUUGUGGAACAGCUUGGAAUGUCUGAGCUCUCGGACACGGACCGCAAGGAGCUGGAGGGCCAGCUGAAGGCCCGGGAGGACCUGCUGCUGCCCAUGUACCACCAGGUGGCGGUGCAGUUCGCCGACCUCCACGACAAGGCGGGCAGGAUGCUGGAGAAGGGCGUCAUUUACGACAUCCUGGAGUGGAAGACAGCCCGCAGCUUCCUGUAUUGGCGCCUGCGCCGCCUGCUGCUGGAGGGCCAGGUGAAGCAGGAGGUGCUGAGCGCCUGCCCCGAGCUCAGCCACAUGCACGUGCAGUCCAUGCUGCGCCGCUGGUUUGUGGAGACGGAGGGCGCCGUCAAGGCCUACCUCUGGGACAACAACCAGACGGCGGUGCGGUGGCUGCAGGAGCACUGGCAGGCGGGCGAGGGGCUGCACUCCACCAUCCGCGAGAACAUCGCCUGCCUGAAGCGGGACUCCGUCCUCAAGACCAUCCAGGGCCUGGUUCAAGAAAACCCCGAGCUGGCCAUGGACUCGCUGGUGUACAUCAGCCAGCACAUCAGCCCGGCUGAGCGGGCCCAGGUCAUCCACCUCCUGUCCACCAUGGACGGCCCGGCCUCCACCUAA
Rangifer tarandus platyrhynchus (Svalbard reindeer) is the source of this 6906-nucleotide messenger RNA. Lineage: Eukaryota; Metazoa; Chordata; Mammalia; Artiodactyla; Cervidae. The record is from the annotation of a GenBank genome assembly.